This is a messenger RNA of Aureococcus anophagefferens, 2553 nucleotides long. RefSeq lists its product as hypothetical. The coding region runs from base 1 to 2553 and encodes 850 amino acids. Lineage: Eukaryota; Pelagophyceae; Pelagomonadales; Pelagomonadaceae. Gene Ontology annotation, molecular function: aryl sulfotransferase activity. The record is from RefSeq and is a predicted model, not a curated record. The transcript has 4 exons.
AUGGAGGCGGCGGGCUUGCUGUCGCCCGGGGGCCGAUCGCGGGAGCCGGCGAUCCGCGGGCUCAUGGCGACGGACGCGCCGCGGCAGCGCGAGGUCGUGUCGACGAAGCGCCGAUGGUACGAGCAGCCGAGCUCCAUCAUGGUGGCGACCAUCGCGGCGAUCAUGGUCUUCGGGGCCGUGAUCGGCAGCGACGGCGAGAACCUGCUCUCCGGCGCGCCGGCCGGCGGGAGGGCGCCGGAGCGCCUCGCCGUGGGCACGGCCUGGAAGGGCAACGGGACGACGCGGACGAUCACGAUGGAGGAGAUGCUCGAGGUCGACUCCGUGCGGACGUGGCUCGACAACAUCGGCGUCGUCUGGGACGACCUCGACGACCGCGAGAAGAUGAAGUUCCUGCCGAGCCGCAUGACGGUCUACGUGGACCUGGAGGGCAUCGAGGACGGAGGCACGGGCGCGUCGGGCGGCUACGUCGCGUUCAACGUCGCGAACAACCAGGGCUCCAACGCGUCGAAAUACUUUAGCUCCUUUCUGAUCGUGAUGGACUACGCCUCCGGCGACAUCGAGCUCAUGCUGCCGACCUUCGACGCCCAGUCCUACCCGGGGCUGGCGGGCGGCGACAUGAACACGACGUUCUGCGCGCUCAAGUUCAAGGACCCGGACACGAUGCUGCUGGGCGGGAACAUCCAGCAGACGGAGUACGGCGGCUCCUAUACGUUGCGCUGGCAGGACAAGGACCUCGACUUCGAGAUGCUCCCCGGCGGCAAGCGCACGAGCCACAACUGCCACGACAUCCAGUGGUCCUUCGACAAGAAGUCCUACUGGAUCCCCGCGGGCGGCGGCCUGGGCAACUCCAUCAACGCCAUGGACGCGGCGACGGGCGAGCGCGUCGAGGACAUCGGCUUCUUCGACAUCACGCAGGACAUCAACCAUCUGCAGCUCGUCGAGCACGACACGCGCGGCUACCUGUCGAGCCGCCUGACGUCGGCGGUGCUCCGCGUGAACAUCACGACGGGCGGCGUCGACUGGAUCGCCGGCGGCGAGUCGGGCACGCUCACCGUCGAGAACUUGGACGGCACGAUCUACACGCCGGGCAGCUCCGAGCUGCCGUUCUACGGCCAGCACAACGCGGAGUACUUUGGGGAGAACGAGAUCUUCAUGGUCGACAACCAGUACGACGAGUCGAGCCCGUCCUUCUUCCGCGUCUACGAGGUCGACGAGGCCGCGAUGACGAUGCGCGAGACGUGGAACUACGCGUACAGCACCUACCCCUUCGGGAACAUGCCCUUCUACGGGGACCUGGACCGGCUGCCGACGUCGAACGUGUUGACGACCUUCUGGCCCGGGUCGCUGCAGAACCUCACGGAGGGCAGCAUCAACGCGGAGUUCUACGUGUCCGAGAUCGACCGGUCCGACGGCGACAAGGUCGUCUGGGAGGCGGCGGUCUACGGGCUGAACUCCAACGACUGCGAGAAGACGGGCGGCGUCUCCGCCUGCGCCCGCAACUCCUGGGGCGGCUGGCGCGCGUACUCGGCGGAGCGCGUCUACCUGCACCCGCUCGUCUUCGACGCGACGUGCCGCGUGGACAAGGCGAACAACACGGUGCUGCGCUUCUCGACCGUCAACUCCAUCAAGCAGAACGACCCGACCAAGGCCUCGUUCCGCCUCGAGGAGCAGGGCGAGGCGGGCCGGGCGAAGGUCUUUUCGGGCGACUUCACGUUCGUGCCGCACUGGCGGACGACGGAGGUGAUCCAGACGCUGGCGACGUCGUCCCUCGAGGGCAGCCUCUUCUCCCUGACGGUGACCAACGAGUGGGACGCCUUCAAGACGACGGACGUCCAGUGCAUCAAGGCCGACCCGGCGCCCGAGGCGACGGGCGCGGCCUUCACGCCCGCGGUCCCGUCGACGCCGCAGGCUGCCAUCCACUCCGCGCCGCCCAUGGCAAUGAGGAUCCCCGUCGUCGUCACCGGCCUCUGGCUGUGCUUCCUGGGCCUGCUCGCCGCGAUCAGCAGCGGCAUCCCGAAUUGGGCGCAGCUCGACUAUUCGAUCGAAUUUGCCGGCAAUUCGAUGUCGUUGGACUGGACCGGCGGCCUGUAUAAGGCGAACAUGCACCAAGAACGAAGCGGCGUCUUCUUCGGAUCCGAGAAGAAGGACGACGACUACACGAUCACGAAAGGCGACGACGACGACGUGUUCGAAGUCAACCGGGCGUCGACGACGUUGCUCGCCUUGGUCCUCUUCCCCGGCGGCCUCGUCUACGCGGCGCUCGGCGCGCUCGGAAAGACUCUGAAGCCCGUCGAGAUCGCCGUCGGCCUCGCGGCGGUGAUCUUCGGGAUUUUUGGCUUGAUCGGCGGCGGCUACUGGUACAAGCAGAUGGACGUGGACGACGACACCUUCGACGACGACGACAAGGGCUGGGCCCGGUCGCCCUGCACCGCGGGCUGCGAGCUCGAGCUGUUCGUGGGCGCCACCGCGGCGACGUCCCAGUGGAAUUCCAACUGCCGCGGCAGGGAGGCGCGCGGCGCGGCGGUCACGAUGACGGUGGCGACGACCUGGUAG